Racocetra fulgida is the source of this 5970-nucleotide messenger RNA. NCBI's taxonomy places the organism in Eukaryota, Fungi, Glomeromycota, Glomeromycetes, Diversisporales, Gigasporaceae. The record is from the annotation of a GenBank genome assembly.
AUGCAAACUCGAUUUUUUGCAGGCUUGCUUUAUUAUGGAGUCCCAGAAGACUUUUUUGACCGAUUUCCUACUGAAAUAGCCACUAAAUUUCAAGAAUUAAAAAGAAAGGAAGAUUUAUUCCAAAAAUUAUACCCCAACAUUAAGUUAAAGGUAGAGAAAUUAAUAACUUUAAAAAGCACUGAUAAGACCAUCGGCAACACCAUUAAAGACAGGUUCCAAGAUAAAAGCGUGGAUAGAACCGUUGACAAAGAAAAUCAACGCCAAGAAGGAGAACGAGUAACUAGCAAAGAAACCCCUAUCAAAACUGUGGAUAUGAUUGGGGGAGAAUAUGGCACCCAUGAUAGCAAAGUAAUAACUGAACUAAAAAAUACUCGGAAAAUAAGACCUAAUUUAGACCACGGAACUGACAAGUUAACAGAAAGAGAUAAAGAUCGGGAUAAGGGAACACAAAGGGAUAAUACUACUCGCCUGAGUACCAAGGAGGAACAACCGCAAUUUAUUCAGCAAAUGGCAAAAAUCAUUGACCAAUGUAUGUCCCUAGAAAUACCAAUUGCUGAAUAUUCUAGUCGCGGAAAAAGAAUAAUGGGCAUUGAAGAAGAAACUCUGGAAAGCGAGGAAGAGAAAAGGAGAAAAAAGCAAAAAGAUGAAUUUAAAAAAUUAACCCUUGAUGAAUAUCAAUCCUUAAAAGAAAGAGGAGAACCAGUAGAAGACACAUUAGUUUUAGAGAAUUUGGUAAGGAGGUAUAAUGAAACAAAAAGACUCGCCUCUCGUAGUAGUACAACCAAAGAGAAUAGAGAAAAAGGUAUGAAAGGCCUUAUUUUGGCCUUUACCGAAGAGAUUAUUUGGUCGGAUUUAGAGAACUUCGAUAAAGUAAUGAAUGGCAUAACUGGAUUUACUGAAUUUAAGGCCGAAUUAAGAAACCGAACCGAAGUAGCCCAUUAUUAUCGUAGCAUUGGGAAAAAAAUGCCCCAAACCUUUUAUUGCUUAGUAGGAAAAGCCGGAGUGGGUAAAACCGAGAUCAGCAAAACCUUGGCCAAGGCUUAUAAACGUCCACUAGUCAUAAUUGGUAUGGCUGGACAGAACCACACCAAAGUUUUAAAAGGAAUGCGACCGACUUUGGAUAAUGCUUCUUAUGGACGAGUGACUGAAGCCUUAUGUGAGCAAACUUGGGCAGUAUUUAGAACUAAAAAAGAAUGGCAAGAGUUACUAAAUAAACUAAAAAACAAGGCCAAACCAACUAAUAAUCAACAGGAGCGGAUGAAAUAUAUUGAAAGUGAAAUUAAAGCCAUUGAGGAGCAAGAAAAGGAUAGAGAUCGCUUACAAACUGCUUUGAAUGCGAUUAAUCAAUAUGGUUCCAAAAAAGAACAAAUAAUGUACCUAAACUUAAAAGAAAGAAUAGGCAGAUUGUCUGGGAAAGUUUAUGCUUUGCCAAGCCAAGCAUCGAUAAUCCUCUUGGAUGAAUUUGAAAAAGUUAAAGAAGAAACAGUAAUGUUUGUGGAAAGACUAGAAAUUUUAAAAAAUAGAAGAGAUGCUUUUGUCCGGGAAUAUUUUCCCAGUAGUAUUAGAGGAACCGAAAGCAUAAAUGACAUAGAGAUAAAGUAUGAUGAGGAUGAAUACAACAAGAGGUAUGAACCGAAUAAUUUUACUCCUGACCAACAAUUAAUAAGAGAAAGGAUAAAUGAUAAUUUUUUGAAAAUGUGCAUUACCGAAGAAUUUGGAGUGCGGGGAGGAAUUAUGAAUUUAGUGACUGUUUUUGACUUCCUAAUUACUUUUAAAGUGCGAGGAUUAUUUAAUCAGGCCCCUUAUUUAGACCAAGUUGCAGAAAAAGAAUAUGUAACCAAUCCAAGCGGGGAAGGAACCCUCAACCUAACUUAUGAAAUUAAUGGAACUAAUUAUUUAUUGCCUUUAACCCAAAAAAGGGAUGUUGAAGAAGUAAAAGAUAAAAAUGGCCGAGUAACAGGUUAUGAAAAACCGGGCUAUAAAAAGGACUGGAAACCAGAACUGGUAGAAACCCCGGAAGAAGAAAGUGAGCAAAAAGAACGAGUAGCCAUAAAUUAUGAGCAGUCAGACUAUCGAGGAAUUGAAAUUUCCAAAGUUCGCACACAUGAUUUACUGAAUGAUGAGGGAGUUGCCGAAGAAUUAAAAAUUGAUCUUGCUUCUACUGACUUUAAAGUUUAUUUCUUGAAAAACUUCCUAAAAAGGAGAGUUAAAGAAGAAAGGCUAGAACAGGAAAUAAGAUCACGCUACCAAAAUGUGAUUGCGGAGGAGGAUUGCCAAAAUGAAAUUCCAGUAGGGAAGCAUUAUGAACUCUACAGGGGGAAUGACAAAACAGGGGAUUAUUGUUUUCCUUGCUGGGGAAAAGAAAAAAGCAAGUAUGAACCAUUAAUUGAGCAAGGAUUAUUGAAAAAAAAAGAUGGUAAUUACCACGGAACAAAAGACCCAAAAAAUGAAGGAAUUCCGGUUAGAGAGGGAGAUAAUGAACCCGAAGAUAAAAGCGACUUAGAAAGAAGAUACUGUGAAAAAUGCGACAAAUGGUUAAAUCAUCCUGCUUCUUAUGACAAACAUAGUUAUUAUAAUGGAGGAUUUGCAGAAAAUUUCUCUGUCACUGACUCCAGACAAACUCUUCACUGUUCUUAUUGUGCAAAAAGGGUUAGAAUCACGGGAGAAAAAGAACCCAAAACUAAUAUGGAAAGAAUGCUUGCUUUCCAUAACACUGCCAACAAAGUUAACCACGAUUGUGAAGCGGAAUGUUAUGAAUGUGGAAUAAAAUUUAAACCGACUGACGCAACUGUUGACCUGCUGUUGGAUAAACGUGGUCGUCCUUAUUGUAUAAAUUGCCAAAUAAAAAAACUAGAAGAGGGAGACUUUAUGAGUGACAGUGAUAAUAAUAACAAUGGAGAAAACGGAAAUCAAAAUGGUAAUCAGACUAGCCAAGCAAAUCAAACUUUUUUACCUACUCUAAUCCAAAUUCAGCAAUAUUUUACCGCUAAUAAUAUUAAUUCGAUUACUCAACAGGCUGAUGGGAGUUUAUUAAUUUCUUUCAAACAAACUAGUACUAAUAGUUCGCCUCCUCAAACUAUUAGUAAUGAGGAAUUAACUGAUGAAAACAAUGCUGGUAUGGAUAAUGAACAAAGAACUAUUAAGCAAGAUAAUAAGUCUGAUAAAAUGCCUUGGAUAAGUUGGGGAGGAAUAAUUGUUUUUGUUGGAAUUUUAAUUACUAUCAUCUUGAUGAAAAAACAAAAUAAUUUUAAUCUUUACAGUGGUGAUAUCAUUACAAUCAAUAAUAACAAUCCUUUACUGGUAGAAGUAGAUGAUGCAGAAAAUCAAACAAUUAAAUUAAGAAACAAUAAGGAUGAAAAAUAUCUUUCAAAAAAAUUCUUUUCCAUUUCCAGAAAAUCACUUGAUUUUUCAACUGAUUUCGAAGAUGCUCUAAUUUUCACUGUUAAACAAAACAGUAAUGGCGAAAUAAGUUUGCAAACAAAUGACAGCAAAUAUUUGAAGUCAGAGGGCAAAAAUUUUCGUUUGUCUUCUAAAGAAAGGUUAUUGGCCUUAACUAAACAACAAAAUACAGAAAAUAUUGAGGAAAUAGAGAUUAUCAACCUUUAUAAAGAAAAAGAGGAAAAAAGUAGCGAUGAAGAAGUAUUAAUUAGUUGCAAAUCCUAUGAUAAUAAAACAGAUAAUCCUCUAGAGUAUACUUUCAGUUUUACUGAGUCAAUACAAGAAGCACAUAAUUUUACUUGGUCGGAUGACUUCACUGUAGGAGUUUCGGCUAAAUUAUCAUGUUCCUCAAUUGUUGGAGCAGAAAUUAGUGGGCAAUUUCAGGCCAAGUCCGCAAAAAAAGUUAAACUGUUUACUCCUUACACUGCAAAAGUUAAAAGAGUGAUUGGUGGAAAAAGUUAUGAUUACUUGAUAGAUGGUAAAUACUCUGGUGAUAACUAUUCUGAAUCUCGCUGUCUUACCGAAGAAAUAACCGUCAGAAACAUUUUGCUGGAAAAUUAUUACUGCGUGAUUGAUAACAUUGGCUUUGGUGAUGCCGUUGUAGAAGAAAAAGAAGUACUAAUUAGAAUCGGGGAAGCAAUUAAUUCUGCUUAUCAAGGAUUAAGUCACGUAUUGUUUAUCUUUGGUGGAAGAUUUUCUGAUAAAGAAAAGGAGAAUUUUCGCAAACUAGCAGCCUUAAAAAUUACUAAUUCUUAUAUUACCUUAGUAAGAAGUAAAUUUAAUAAUUUUGGUAACAAAAGGGCAUGUGAGAGAGAUAAGGCGGCAUUAGAAAAUGAAAGUCCAGAGAUAGAACAGUUGCUCAAUAAUUGCCGAGGACUUUUACAUAUUAAUAAUGGUGAUGAAGACUCACGCGAUAAAUCUCGAAAAAAAGUUUUAGAAGAUAUUAGUAGUUUGAUUGAAGAUUAUUUUAAAGAAAAAGAAAAAUUGGAAAAUAAAAUCAAAGUGAAUGUUGAGCAAAAAAAAGCAAUUGAGCAACAAAUUGAUGAUCUAAAAACUGAAACUGCUAAUCAGAUUAAGGAGAAAGCAAAAGGAGAAGAAAUUCUUCAAGGACUCAUUGAGGUAACUAAGUUAAAAAAAAGCGAAAGCGGGAGAAAUUUCGAACAUUGCUUAAAUGAUAUAAAUACUGCUGCAGCUAACUAUACUGAACUCAUUACUAAAAUUGCUAAUAAUGUCAGUAGUCCUGCUAGUGGAACGUUUUGUUGCGAUAAUAGUGGUUCUUACCGUGAUGCAGAUUCUUAUAUAAAUAAAAGUAUAACUUGUUCACCCUUAAUUGCUGACCAUAAUUAUAGUUUUACUAAUUAUUGUCCUCACAAUUAUGAAAAUACUACUUUUGGUCGUUGCACUAAAAUCGAUCAAUCUUAUUUCUGUGUUACUUACGAUCCUUUUUUCUCAGUUUUGGGUGAUAAUUCAAUAACCACCAACAUUACUACUGGAACUGGAUCGGAUUAUUUUCUCGACUAUCUUGCUCGAUGCUUAACUGAAAUUACUAGUAGCUUUUCAACAAUGUGUUGUGAUGGUGGUGAUUGUUCGGUAAGAGAUUUAAGAGAUGUAAAAUAUGGUAGGGCACUUUCAACUGAUGUCGCUUGUUUUAGUAAUUUUUGCAGUUUUAUGUGUUUUCAAGAUAAUGAUGGUUAUAUUGCUAAUGGCACUUAUAAUGCUAAUAGUGGAUGGAAAAAUUAUCCAACAUCCUUUAGUAAGUUUACUUUUAUUGGCGACCUUAAUUUACAAAUUAAAUUACCUCCAAAAACAAAUUCUUCUCCUAGUAAUCCUAACUUACCCCAAAUACUCAUUCCAGUCGGAGUCGGAACUGGAGUCACAGUUAUUGUAAUAGGUGGAGUAACUUACUAUUAUUGUGUAAAAGGAGAAAAAAAACAACAAACUGAUGAGAACAUAACUCUUUUGAAUAAUCCCUUUCUAAAUGAUAAUCAAAACAAUAUCAAAAAUAUUCUCCUUAUUGGUUCAACUGGCAAAGGAAAAUCCACUCUGGCUAAUGUAAUAACUGGUCUAGAAAAUAAGUUUAAAGAAAGUGAUGUGAUUGACACAGUAGGAAUUGGCGAUACCAAAUUAAAAAGAGAAGAGGUAUUAGAUAAAAUAGCCGAAGCUGUUUACUUAGUCAAAGAUGGCGUCAGUCAAGUCUUUUUUGUUAUUGGUAACAAAUUUGACCAGCGUGAAAUGGAAAAUUAUGAUUUGUUAAGAACCAUAAUUUUUGAUAAUGAGAUUGUUAAUCAUACUACUAUUGUCCGAAACUGCUUUGAAAAUUUCAAAGAACCGGAAGAAUGUAAAAAAGACAUUGACUCAAUGAUUAAAGAGGGUGGUAAAUUAGCAGGAAUAAUUGAAUCUCGCCAAGAAAAAGCUAUUCGGCAAGAAGUUUUAAAGCACAUCUUCAAUAAUUGUGAUGAGAUCAAAGAAACAUCGGGAGGCGAUGACUUUAUUACUAAGACCUUGGGAGACAAUAUUAAUACUGACGACUGA